This is a messenger RNA of Triplophysa rosa, 2002 nucleotides long. It is a transcript of the gene slc22a2, whose product is annotated as solute carrier family 22 member 2. The transcript has 11 exons. Gene Ontology annotation, biological process: transmembrane transport. The record is from RefSeq and is a predicted model, not a curated record. The coding region runs from base 1 to 1689 and encodes 562 amino acids. Gene Ontology annotation, cellular component: membrane. Lineage: Eukaryota; Metazoa; Chordata; Actinopteri; Cypriniformes; Nemacheilidae.
AUGACCACAUAUGACGACAUCUUGGAGGAGAUCGGCCAGUUCGGUCGAUGCCAAAAACGAAUAGUUGCCCUGUUCUGUUUGGUCUCCAUGCCUUUCCCUUGUGCCUACAUUGGGAUUGUGUUCCAGGGCUUCACCCCCGAACACUGGUGCCGUGACCCGGGCGUCAGUCAGAUCGCCGAGCAUUGUGCUUGGAGUCUUCAGGACACGCGAAGGGUCACCGUGCCCCUCGUGAACACCUCGGCAGGUGUGGGAUACAGUCAGUGUGAGAGAUACAACAUCGACUGGAACUCCACCGAUCUCACCUGUGACCAUCCUGAAGGCGACCCCAGCCCGGCCCGACGUUUAGCGUCACCUGUGUCGGCCUGCACGGAUGGUUGGGUGUAUGACUAUGAAGGGAGACAUUCUUUUGUCACCGAGUUUGAUCUAGUGUGUGCGGACGCCUGGUAUGUUGACAUGUUCCAGGCAGCACUCAAUGUGGGUUUUUUGGUGGGAAGCAUUGCCAUCGGAUACCUGGCUGACAAAAUCGGUAGAAUGAAGAGUUUCCUGCUGACCAACUUCUUCAUUGCAGUAACAGGAAUUCUGGUUGCCACAUCCCCCAAUUACAUCGCCCUGCUGGUGUUCAGAGCUUUAUAUGGCUUCGGGGUGAAGGGUGGCUGGAUGGUUGGAUACGUACUAAUCACAGAGCUGGUGGGAGUGGAGUACAGGAGAACAGUGGGAGUGACCUAUCAGAUGUUCUUCAGCAUCGGCAUUUUAGUACUUUCUCUCUUUGCUUACAUCAUACCAAACUGGCGCUGGCUGCAGGUGGCCUUCACUGUACCUUACAUCUUCUUUCUGUCAUAUUACUGGUUUAUCCCUGAAUCACCAAGAUGGCUUCUCUCCCAAAACAAAAAAGCCAAAGCAUUGGAGAUCACACAAGAAAUAGCCAAAGAGAACAAAAAGACACUGUCCAAGAAUAUUGAGACUUUACAAGAUGACAGUGCAGAUUCUUCCUCAACUGCUUCCUUUCUGGACUUGAUCAAAACUCCCAACUUAAGAAAAUACACCUUCAUCUUGAGUUUCAACUGGUUCACCAGCGCUGUGGUUUAUCAGGGUCUCAUUAUGAGGUUGGGAAUCAUUGGAGGAAAUGUAUAUUUAGACUUCCUCAUAUCUGGAAUUGUGGAAUUCCCAGCAGCGUUCCUCAUUCUUCUCACUAUUGAGCGGAUCGGCAGACGCCUUCCGUUUGCAGCCGCGAAUAUCAUGUCCGGGGCUGCCUGCUUAAUCACGGCAUUCAUUCCCGACAGUAUGUUCUGGUUUAAAACCAUUGUCGCUUGUAUCGGUCGUCUGGGCAUCACUAUGGCUUUUGAAAUGGUUGUAUUUGUGAACACUGAACUCUAUCCCACUGUUAUCAGAAAUUUGGGUGUAUCCGUCUGUUCUACAUUAUGUGACAUUGGAGGGAUUGUAGCUCCAUUCCUACUUUACCGGCUUGCUGUUAUCUGGCUAGAAUUGCCACUCAUUAUAUUUGGUGCUCUCGCGUUUGUGGCUGGUGGACUGGUUCUGCUCUUACCUGAAACCAAAGGUAUGCCUCUUCCAGAAACCAUCGAUGACAUCGAAAAUCCAAAGAGCAACAAAGAAAACCAUCUGAAGAGUCAACAGGUUGAGAAUCUGCUGCCGUCUGGUGUGACAUCCAACAAAGACGUUACAACCGUCUGAUUGUUUACAGCCUUGUAAGACAGAACACAGCAACCUCUGUCACAUCAUCAUUGUUUCUAUUAAAAUAUCACACUAUAUUUGAGCAACAUCAAACAAGUUUCAAACAAGCGGCUCCUCACUCCAGACAAACUCUCACUCCGCAAUGCACACAUACUUUGGACUGGAACAUCAUGAGCGCAGGCACGCGGGGUGAAGCUACAAAUGAUGACGCAAACGAGUCAUGUUGCUAAACCUCACCUCUUAUCAAAAUCAAACUGGUUCUGACCGGAAACAAAUAUUUGAAAAAACGUAUUUUUUAAUGAUUUAAGCAUUA